AUGAUUGGCUCAGCUGUCCUCCUGCUCUCAGCAGCAAGUCUGGGAGCUGCCGCCCCCCAAGCGAAGCCGGUCGAGGCCACCGGACAAGAUUUGAUCAUCAAUGGCCUGAAGCUCUAUCCCGAGAAAUGUGUAGUCUAUUCGGGUGAACUUACAGUGCCGGGCAAGGAGCAGCGUACGGUGAAGAAUCCGCUGCUCUGCAGUCAACUUUACGAAUCCAAUGUUGCCAUAGUCGACAAGGAAAAGAAGGACAUUGCGGGCACCAUCGACUUUGAAGGACUUACGAGAGAUCCAGUCUAUCAUGCAAGCGGUGUGCUCGUCGAGGGCGAGUUCUUGUGGACUUCCAUCAACACUGGUGCUGCGUUUGAGAGCUUUGGCGAGAACAUCAAUGGCAUCAACUACGCUAUCAAGUAUGACUUGCAAAAUCACAAGGAGGUAUGGCGGGUUGACGUUACCACUCCGGCAAAUGGAAAAUUCGGAGGCACCCAGGACUUCGCCGUUGAUACUAGCGGCAACACCUUCGUCGUGGGCACUUACCCAGGCCAUAUCAUCAAGAUCACCCCCGACGGCAAGACGGCCUCUCUUUGGAAUUCGAGCAAUUCUACCAAGUCUACCCAGACAGGCUACACUGGCAUAGUAUCCAAGGGUGAUAUUUUGCUCGUGACCAACGAGCAAAACGGUGGCGAAGUGCUUCGCUUCGAUAGCCGCGAUGAAAAGGGCAACCCGACUGUCGUUGACACAGGCAGCAAGAAGCUCAACAAGGGCCUAGAUGGCGCUGCUUUGGUAAAUAUUGGCUCGAAUGAGUAUCUCUUGGUGGCUACCGAGGACGGACUCAAAACGGUUGCACCAGCGGAUGAAAAAUGGGAAAAGGCUGAGAUACUCGAACCAACAGAACCCAUAAAGAGCAAUGACGUGAAUGGAACUAUUACGAUAGCUUUGCAGGUGGAAGAGAAAAUCUACGCAAUCAUUGAGUAUUUUGGGGAUAAUAGGCCUGGGUCUGAUGGCGGUCUCUCUGGCGACCGAGAGAAGUGGCCAUUCCAGGAUAUCACCUCCCAGGUUACCGCAUUAACCACGUCAGAUAGGAAGCCACAAUGCUCAAGGGGCGGAAUCGCCAGGGUUAGAUACUAG
This is a messenger RNA of Beauveria bassiana ARSEF 2860, 1125 nucleotides long. RefSeq lists its product as uncharacterized. The record is from RefSeq and is a predicted model, not a curated record. Lineage: Eukaryota; Fungi; Ascomycota; Sordariomycetes; Hypocreales; Cordycipitaceae. Gene Ontology annotation, molecular function: protein binding. The transcript has 2 exons. Bases 1 to 1125 code for a protein of 374 amino acids.